Messenger RNA from Fonsecaea pedrosoi CBS 271.37, 723 nucleotides. RefSeq lists its product as uncharacterized. Gene Ontology annotation, biological process: protein folding. The coding region runs from base 1 to 723 and encodes 240 amino acids. NCBI's taxonomy places the organism in Eukaryota, Fungi, Ascomycota, Eurotiomycetes, Chaetothyriales, Herpotrichiellaceae. The record is from RefSeq and is a predicted model, not a curated record. The transcript is spliced from 2 exons. Gene Ontology annotation, cellular component: cytoplasm.
AUGGAUAUGCCAGUAAACGUCCCUGUCGAUGACCCAAACGCAGAUACAGAAUGGAACGACAUUCUUCGCAAACAUGGUAUCAUUCCCGAGAAAGAACCAGAUCCAGAACCCAUCAUCCAAGAAGCUUUGCUCGAAGCUGUGAAAAAGGCCCACGAGAAUCGACUUGAGGACAAGGAUUUGGACGAACUCCAUGACCUCGAAGACGAGGAAGAUGAAGCGUUUCUCGAAUCCUACCGCCGAAAGCGCCUGGCCGAAAUCCAAAGCUUGCAGAAGAAGUCUCUCUACGGCCAAGUCUUUCCGCUCCAAAAGCCAGAUUACGCGCGUGAUGUUACGGAAGAAUCGUCAAAGGCAUUUGUUCUGGUCAAUUUGACCUCGUCACUUGGCACCAAUGUUGAGUCUCGGGUCCUGUCUGAGAUUUGGAGACAGGCUGCGAGAAAGUUUGGGGAUGUCAAGUUCUGUGAGAUUCGCGCCGAUCUGUGCAUUGAGGGUUAUCCGGAGAAGAACACACCGACCAUUCUUGUGUACAAAGACGGUGACAUCAAGCGCCAAAUUAUCACUUUGGGGCAGCUCAACGGCGUGAGAACGAACUUGAAAGACCUUGAACGACUUCUUGUUGAUGUUGGCGCGGUCACAGAGAAUGACAUGCGGCUCAGACAAAAGGACGAUGAAGAUGAGAAUGAGAAGAACAAUCAAGUCAACGACGACGACGAUGAUUGGGACUGA